UCUUACAGUUCCUAUUUGCAAUGUGUAACAGUUCUUAAACUGUUCAUUAUGUGCACUAGAGAGCAGUCAAACUGAGAAUAGCUGUGACUGUGAGAGGAGUCUUACAUCGGUCCUAAAGGUGACCCCAUCGCCACACCAUCUAUUUGGUCAUAUAAUUGAUCGUUGAAACUGAAGCGGUUGUCCUUGAGGCUCUGCUUACAGUAAUAAAACAAUAAUAAGAAAGAAGAUGUGAAAAGAUUAGAAGCUGAUGCUGUAAGGAUAAAUAAUUAUAGUUAUCUACUAUAAUCUGCAGUCAUUCGAGAAAGAAAUAAAGGCAGUGGGGAUGCUCCAGUGACAAAAAUGGCUGAAGCAAAUUUUCCUGAUGGUAGGCUUGAUCAAGGAGUCGAUAAUGAUCAGAAGCUUGAAAUUCCAAGUCCAACACUUAUUGGCUCCUUUUCUUUUUCCCGCACAUCAUCUACUGGUUCUAUUGAUAUCCUGACCUCAUCAUCUGCUCACAACACAGAUGAUGAGGACAGUGAUAACAAAUCUACUUUAAGCUACAAGGAAAGGAGAAGAGAAGCCCACACACAAGCAGAACAAAAACGUAGAGAUGCAAUAAAGAAAGGGUAUGAAGAGCUUCAGAAUUUGGUGCCUACAUGCCAGGUACAAGAUAACACAACAAGUUACAAGUUAAGCAAAGCAACAGUACUUCAGAGAUCUAUUGACUACACACAGUUUUUGCUGCAACAAAAAAAGAAACAGGAAGAGGAACUGAAUGGUUUAAGAAAAGAAGUUGUUGCUCUACAGAUUAUGAAGGCGAAUUACGAACAAAUUGUAAAAGCUCAUCAACGUCAGCCAGUGCAGAGUCCAAACCAAGUGAGCGAUGAGGUCAAAUUUCAGGUGUUUCAGGCAAUCUGUGAUUCACUGUUCCAGUCGUUCAACUCCUCCAUUUCAGUUGCUAACUUCCAAGAACUCUCUGGAUGUGUUUUCAGCUGGUUGGAGGAAUAUUGUAAACCUCAAGCAUUGAGAGAAAUGGUGCUGUCCAUCCUCUGUCAGCUGAAUCCUCAACUUAGUUAGCUGGAGUGGUAAUAAAAAUGGAUUGAUGUACUGUUUUAGUGGACAUUUUUGAAUGAUGUGGUGUGUAUAUAUAUGUAUAUAUACAUACACACGCAUAUAUAUAUUUCUUGUGUGAUAUCCCUGUCAUCUUUUUUUUUUGUGAUGUUUACCACAUUGUGUAGAACAUUACAUUUUCACAGAAGUUAGUGUAGUUGGUUUUAUCAUUAUAUUAGAAUUAUUAUAUGUAAUUAAAGUUGUUCUUUUUUUAAAUCAUCAUUCUGUAAUAUAACAAAAUUGAAGUCUGAGUAUACAGUAUAAUGAAGAUCUUGACUACGUGUUUUUUCUAUUAACUAUACUGUAAAGAGGUAUGAUUAGGAAUAUGAGAGAAAUGAUGAUUGUGCAUUCUGAUAAAUUUUUUUAAUUAAUUUGCUUUAUAAUUAUGCAGGCUACAAAUCUAUCUUCAAUGGUUGUGUGAGAAAUCUGCUUUUGUGAACAAAAGAGCAACAAAAGAUGCAGCUACUACAGCUUAUUGCUUUAAAUCUGUGUUUCUUUAAGAAAAUAACAUAAUGAUGAUGUAAAUAGUGGUAUUAGCAUGUGUACAUCAAAAUCAAAUUAACUAGUACAAAGAAAAGACAAUUAAAAAUAAGGUCAGGUGUAUAUUUGAAGAGAAUAAUAUACAGAGGUUUUGUAAAUCAUUGAGUUUAUGACUAAAAAUACUAUUACCAGUGAGGGUGCCCAACUGAUGAAACACUUCAUUCUAAUCUUUAUAAGUAAGGAUGUAUAUUUAAUUAGCUAUACUCAUUACUGGGUUGAUUCUUAUUUGCUUUUAUAAACUAAGUUGGUAGCUUGCUCUGAUUGGAAGUUAAUUACAUUUUUAAUCAUUAGCACAUAUAAACUACUUGAAAAAUAGGAAGUAAUGAGUUUAAUACAGAUUAACAUACAUCCUUUUACAUACCAGAUUGUAUUGAGAAUGAUGAGUGAAACUUUUAGAUUGUACUUAGAAUGUUGAGUGAAACCUUCAGAUUGUGUUAAGAAUAUUGUUUGAAAUCAACAGAUUGUGUAAAAAUUGUUGUGUGAAACCAUCAAACUGUAUUUAGAAUGUUGUGAAAAACCUUCAGAUUGUGUUAAGAAUAUUAUUUGAAAUCAACAGAUUGCGUAAAAAUUGUUGUAUGAAACCAUCAAACUGUAUUUAGAAUGUUGUGCAAAACCUUCAGAUUGUGUUAAGAAUGUUGUUUGAAACUAGCACAUUGUGUUAAGAAUGUUGAAUGAAAUUAUCCGAUUGUGUUAAGAAUAUUAUUUGAAAUCAACAGAUUGUGUAAAAAUUGUUCUGUGAAACCAUCAAACUGUAUUUAGAAUGUUGUGAAAAACCAUCAGAUUGGGUUAAGGGUGCUGUGUGAAUCCAUCAGAUUUGAUCAAGAGUGCUGUGUUAAUCCAUUGUAUGUGUUAAAAAUAUUAUUUGAAACCAUCGGGUUGUAUUAAGAAUGUUGUGUGAAACCAUCAGAAUGUGUAUUUAGAAUUUUAUGCAAAAUCACCAAAGUGCUAUAAGAAUUUUGUGUAAAAUUGGCUGAAUAUUUUACGAAUGUUGUGUGAAACCAGCUGUAUGAAAGAUAUAAGGAUAUGUUUAGGUACUAGUAUAUUAAUAAGGCUUAAUAUUUAAUUAUAAUAAAAAAUAUAAAUAACAUGUUUGUAGAGUAGAAUGUCUAAAAGUUUUUAAUGAUGCAAAAUCUAAAUGUUGAAAGUAUUUGUUUGUUCUUCUGUUUACUGACUGUUUUUAAAGUACAACAGGAGCUUCUCUGUUAAGAUGAAUGUAGUAAAUAUUAAAACAUUAAAGCCAGCAAAAAGUCAAACAAGUAUAUAUUUUCACUGAAUAUGUGUGUGGACAUACCUACAAGUAUGUUUUUGCUUGUAGUGGUUGGUCUCAAGUGUGUGUUAUUCAGUAUUUUUUGUUGAGUGAAAGGAACAUUUGGGUCUCGGUGAGUUUGAACAGGGUAUAUACAUAAGAAAGAAAAAGUGGGUUGUGCCAUAAUUGUAAUUGUAAAAUGAUAUUAGAAAAAAAGGAUAAAUAGUGGUAGGAUAAUCAAUCCCUAUUUACUUUAAAACUAGUCUUGACUGUGAAAAGGCAGGAAGUUUAGUGUUUUUAAGACAUUUUUGUUUUUUAGAAUUUUACUUUGAGUGUAGCUGUGCUUGUAUAAUGUUUUUGCAAUGCUGCUACAUAGAAGAGUAGGCUGAAUGAAAAAGUUAAAAAGGAACUUAAGGUAUGGCUUUGUAAAUUUUGUAGAACUUUAUGCAUUUACUCUUGAUACUCAUAUAUAGAAUGCUUGAAAGUUUUUGUUUUGCUGGAUAUAGUAAGUAAAAUCUUCUAUACUAGGAUUAUUACAAUUAUAUCAUUAGAAAAUUCAUACAUAAUUUGAUUACAAGCUUUCAAAUUGAUCACUGUUAAAUAACUCAAAGCAAACAGAUUAUGAUGAUUACUAUCCUACAAUAUAAUAGUUAUUCUUUGAGAGCUGCCUUGAGUAGUGUCUCCUCAUUAAACUAUGCAGUAUAUAAUUAGUUUGAUUUUUUCCACAAAUUCAAGGAAGACUGUGUCUUUUAAAAGGCUUGGUUUUGACCUGCACUUUGCUUUAAACUGGUUUUGUAGGAUGCCUAGUGUUAAGAACCUAUAAUAUAUGGUGCUGUGUCUGUGAGUGAAGAUUAACUGCAUUCAUUUAAGUUAAAGUAAGUUCUAAUAUAAUUAUUUUAGUACUGUUAGUUUCCUUAAUACUAACUUCCAGACUUGCCUUGCAUGGCAAACCUCUGAGACGUAGGAAAAUCUCUACCAAAAACAGUCACCAUAUAGUGAUUAAGUAAAAUGGCUGUCACCACAAUUAUAAUGAUCCCCCCCCCCCCUACACCCCACAUACACCUUUUCUUUUGCCAUAGAAACUGUUGGUAUUGCAGUUUUCUAGCUUAAUAGCAGAUUCAUAUUUUUGAAAAUAAAUUCUACCACCAACAAUAUAUUUUUCUUAAUAAUAUUGAGUCAUAAGCUUAGAAAACUGUCACUCAUAAGAGAACUUGAUGCAAAUAGCAUUUGUUUUAACACAACAACUCGGGUCAUGUACCAUUACCUCUCAUGUGGUCAGUAAGUGAGAGAAGUUUCUUGAAGUGUCAGUCCAUUACCUCUCAUGUGGUCAGUAAGUGAGAAAAGUUUCUUGAAGUGUCAGUCCAUUACCCCUCAUGUGGUCAGUAAGUAAGAGAAGUUUCUUGAAGCGUCAGUACAAACAUAAUGUGAUCAACAGUGAAAUACCAUAAAAAUGAUACGACUAGCAUUUGAGUUAAACAGCAGAAAUUAUUUAUAUAGAUGCUGCAUAGUUUAAAAAUAAUGUCACAAGUUAAAUCAAUUAAUUAUUACAUGUUAAUUUAUCGUACAGAAUUUUUCAGUUAAUAUUGCUAAAUUGGAAUUAAAUUUUUGAUAUUAGAAUUAUAACACAGAGUUAUUUUGGACUUAGUUUAAAUCCUAGUAUCUCUUCAGAACUGCUUGAUUAAUGAAUACAAUUCAAAAAGAAAGUGUGGGAGGUACAUCUUGUCCAUAUGCAAAUUCAUGCUGUGGUAUUAUCAACUAGCAAGUCAGAUUAAGAAUAUAAAAUACAAAACCCAACAAUUUUUGGAAUAAUGAAAGGUAAACUCUAUUAUUAGUUACAGCCGACUAGUUUUGGUAACACAGUUACUAUGAACUAGUCAGCUGUAACUAAUAAUAAAGAUUACCUUUUAUUGUUCCCAAAAAGCAUCAGAUUUUUUUUGAAUAUAGUAACACAAUGUGCCUGAAAAGAAAUCAUAGUAGGUUAGACUUUUUAUUAUUGUUUCAUGUGUUGUACUUUAGACUUGUUAAUAUAGUUGAUAAUAUGAAAAAAAAAGUGCAUGAUUUCUGUUGUACGUGAACAUGUACAUUUUUUUAUAUUUGUGUGACUGCUGUGUGUGAAAUGUAUAGUGCAUUCGUGCUCAUUACAGUGGGUUUGGAAUGGUUUGAAGCUUAGCUCAUGAGUGUUAUCAUUAAAUCUUUGAUAAGGUUUAUGACUGUGUAAGGAUGAAUUGAUACAAAGUUUAUGUACUUUUAUAUUUGACUGUCUGGCCAUAGUGUUGAUACUUGACUGUCUAACUGCUGAUGUUUAAAUGUUAAAGAAAUUGAAGUUCAAAUUAGUCAUGAAUGUGACAGACAGUGCAUUUAAACUUGUGUAAUGGGGAAAUAAAACAUUACUUAAAAUAUUUUGAUAUUUUGAAGUUGUAGUUUUAGAAGUUGACCAUGUAGACACAUGGUUUUGUGCAUGUUGAUAGUAGGCUAAUGUGUUUGUCUUGGUAAAAAAAGUGUACAAUUAAUUAAUGUAUUUGUGUACACUGUCAACAUUUUUUUUUAUUUCAGUGAGUUUUUAGACAGGUGAAACAUCUUUUUGUGACUAACAUUUACCAGAAUUCAUAAAAUGGACAACACCUCUGGCUUGUACUUUGAUGAUAGAUUUAUUCUAGUGGUGAAAAUAUUGGCCUCUUUUUCUUAUGGAUUUCACAGAAAGUUUCAGUUUCAGUUCUCAAACUUCUUAAUUUUCAUCUCACAUUUGUAGAUUUGAGUAAAUACCCGUAUUCAAUCUUUAGUAAUCAGUGUAAAUUACAUGUUGUGCCUAAAGUUUUAUAUCUUGAAAAUUUUGAAAAUAUCAUUGUUAUCAAUGUACAUGUAUCACUUACAAACUUAGCAUAGUUGGAGAUGUAAAUACUGAAUUUGUAGACUUUAAAAAUGUUU
Messenger RNA from Limulus polyphemus (Atlantic horseshoe crab), 5800 nucleotides. Its product is annotated as max-like protein X. The record is from RefSeq and is a predicted model, not a curated record. Gene Ontology annotation, biological process: regulation of transcription by RNA polymerase II. Gene Ontology annotation, molecular function: DNA-binding transcription factor activity, RNA polymerase II-specific; protein dimerization activity; RNA polymerase II cis-regulatory region sequence-specific DNA binding. Bases 340 to 1056 code for a protein of 238 amino acids. NCBI's taxonomy places the organism in Eukaryota, Metazoa, Arthropoda, Merostomata, Xiphosura, Limulidae. Gene Ontology annotation, cellular component: nucleus. The transcript has 10 exons.